Molecule: messenger RNA, 1422 nt
Organism: Papaver somniferum (opium poppy)
Lineage: Eukaryota; Viridiplantae; Streptophyta; Magnoliopsida; Ranunculales; Papaveraceae
Product: putative ubiquitin-conjugating enzyme E2 38
Exons: 1
Coding region: 1-1422 (473 amino acids)
Molecular function (GO): ubiquitin conjugating enzyme activity
Source: RefSeq, a predicted model, not a curated record
AUGGCCGCUACUUCUAACGCUAAUGAAAAGAUUAAAACGAUUCAGGAAGAUGCAGCUAUCAUGUCGACAGAACCGUCAGAUGAAAUGGUGACUAGUGAUCAUUCAGACAAUGAUGAUGGGUCGGAGAUGUAUGAUUCAGAUGACAAUCAAAUUCAUGACUUUGAAGCAGAAUCUGAUUAUGAAUUCGAAGCUCCAGAUUUUGUCGAGUAUGAUGAUGAGGCUGCAGCAUUACAAGCCAAGUUCGAUGCUGAAGAUCUCCCUGCUGAUGCAGAAGUCUCUGUUCCAUGGCUUGCGGAGGACCGCACGAGACCCCCUGUCCCAUGUAGCAGUUCAAAAGUUCCCAUGCAGUUUCAAGAUGAUGAUUCUGAUGAAUCUAUCAUGAAGUACAAAUCUUUUCAAAGUUUCGACACAGUUGAAGAUUUCUCUGACCAUUAUUAUAAGUCAAAGUCAGUCACCAAGUCAAAGCAAGCAUCACAAAAGUGGACAAGGGCAAUUCAGCAGGACUGGAGACUUCUAGAGAAGGAUUUGCCUGACACUAUAUUUGCUAGAGCUUAUGAAGGAAGAAUGGAUCUUUUAAGGGCUGCCAUUGUUGGUGCAGCUGAGACUCCUUAUCACGACGGCCUUUUCUUCUUCGAUAUUCACUUUCCAUCAGAGUAUCCUGAUACACCACCGCUCGUCAACUACCAUGCACAUAAUCUGCGUUUAAAUCCAAACUUGUACAAUUGUGGGAAAGUUUGCCUUAGUCUUCUGAACACAUGGAACGGGAGACGUGAGGAGCAUUGGACCCCAGGGCAAUCGACUAUGCUGCAAGUUCUUCUCUCUAUCCAAGCUCUGGUGCUGAAUGAAAAGCCCUACUUCAAUGAGCCUGGAUGGGCACCCCAGGCUGGCACUGUACAUGGCGAGAAGGCAGCCCGGGAAUACAAUGAGAGUACAUUUAUUCUUUCAUGCAAGACAAUGGAGUACACGCUUAAGAAUCCCCCCAAGUAUUUUGAGGAUUAUGUACUAGGGCACUUCCGCGUUCGAGCAUAUACUAUUUUGAUGGCUUGUAAAGCUUACAUUGAAGGCGCUCUGGUCGGGGCGGUUGUUAAAGAAGAGGAGGAGGAGGAUAAUGAAAGUCAAAAUUCCUCCAAGAAAGAAGUGGGUAAAGAAUUGCAGAAUGUCAAUGAGGGUAAAAAGUAUGGCUCAUAUUACUACAAUAGAAAUCCCUUCCCGAGCGGGCACUUUAAGAGCGAAGUGGGUGUCAUGGCAGGAAACCUUGUCCCAAUGUUUAUAUCAAAAGGAGCUAAGAAUUGUGAGCAGUUCAUAUGUCUGGGAGACGCUUAUAGGUUAGAUGAAGCCAACUACACUAACAUUUUUAAGAAAGAUUUCUUCAAGCCAGUUAAGGAUCAAGAUGCAGCCGCUGAAUCUCAAGCUCAAAUUUAG